GAAGUGGAAUUCGACGGAAUUGAUUUUUUUAAUGGGCGUGCAACCCCGCAGCCAGCUUGAGCUCUAUUUGUGUUUUUGGAGGGCUCUAAUUAUGCAAUGAGCGGCUAUGAGAUCUUACGAGUCGCGAGCCGUUAUUCGGCUGAUUGUGCUGGUCGUGCCUAUUUUUGCCAGUGCUACCACUCUUCCCCCCUUUUGUUCUGCUUUGCUUAUUCAAUUUUUUCAGCACUGCUAUCUUUUAUUAUCUUCACCCAUACACCCACACACUCAUGAUUCGCACAGCAUCCGGAAUCCUACGGCGACGCGCGUUCCACAGCAGCACCAAACAGUGCAGCGGCGGCCUGCAGCGGGUACAGAGGCCGACAGAACUAGAAACGCUACUGGAUGGCAGCGACCAGUUCGCGCGUGUGAGCAAGCGCGCUGUGCUUGAAGUCAGCGGUCGCGACGCCAGCGCAUUCCUACAGGGCAUGCAGUGCAACAACAUGCCGCUGAUCGACCAGGGCGGCUCCGGCAUGCUCACAGGAUUCCUCAUGCCGCAAGGCCGCAUCAUCGCAGAUGCCUUCAUAUAUCCGAAAAACAUGGGCGUGAACUUUCCACACCCAGUGUUCCUGGUUGAGGUCGACGUGCGCGCACGCGAGCGGCUCCUCAAGACACUGCAGUUCUACCGCCUGCGGUCGCAGGUAGCCGUACGCGACGCGUCCGAAGAGUUUGGCGUCUGGAACGUGUGGGGGCCAGGCAGUGCCGCGCUAGUGGGCAAUGUCGGACGGCCACUGGGCCACGUGCCGCCCGGUGGGCUGAUAUUCAGGGGGGAGGCGUCGGCCGCCAGUGACGUCUGGCUGGCCGACAGCCGUGCUCCCGGAAUGGGGCUGCGGCUGCUGCUGCCCAAGUUCACAGUGCCUACACUGCCGGCCUCCUUCGAGGAGCGGCCGGCGAGCGAGUACGCGUUGCGCCGCAUACUGAAGGGUGUGCCCGAGGGCUGUGACGACUUUGUCCCCGACGUGUCGGUGCCCCUGGAGUGCAACAUGGACUACAUGCACGGCGUGCACUUCAGCAAGGGCUGCUACGUCGGUCAGGAGCUGACCAUCCGCACGCACCAUCGGGGCGUCGUGCGCAAGCGCAUCGUGCCUGUGAUUUUCGGCGACCAUCCGUGGGGCGUCGAUCGCGGCUUUGACCCACGGCGCCUGCCGCAGCCACAUGCCGACAUUGUGCGUGUGGCGCCGGCUGCAUCUGCUGAUCAGGGUACUGAGCAGGGCUCUGGUCAGGGUGCGGAGGCGAGGCCUGCGCGCACACGCAAGGUGCCGCCGGGCAAGGCCGGGUCGGCUAUUUUUAAUGCCGGCCUGGCUCUGAUGCGCCUUGAGCACGUCGAGCAGUUCAUGGCGCACCCCGAUCAGGCUGUUGUUUUUGAGACUACUAGCGCUGACGGUCGCUCUCUGCGCGUGUCGCCGUGGUCUCCCAGCUGGUGGCCGACAAGCUUAAAUUGAAGCAAGAGAGUGUGGGAGCCGAUACAGAGGAAUAAAUAUGACCACAUUCUUUGGGCCCUCUCUUACUCUCUUUUUUGACUUUUUUCAUUCACGCACAGCGAGUUAAAAGAGGACGAAAAAGAGGGACAAGGGAAGGGAGCAAAGGCUUCGAAUCUUUUUCUUUUCAUUUGCGGACGAAAUUGGUUCUAUUUUUUUUUAAGUACGAUUACUUUUUUU
Molecule: messenger RNA, 1694 nt
Organism: Kickxella alabastrina
Lineage: Eukaryota; Fungi; Kickxellomycota; Kickxellomycetes; Kickxellales; Kickxellaceae
Exons: 1
Coding region: 267-1478 (403 amino acids)
Cellular component (GO): mitochondrial matrix
Molecular function (GO): protein binding
Source: RefSeq, a predicted model, not a curated record